AUGAGGCAGUUUUUUAAUAGAGGAUUCAACGGAUUCCGAAAUCAGUUUAGAGCUGGAAGAAGAUUUAAUGCUGAACAAGCAGAUAACUCCUUCAAAGCAUGGAGAGACUACUUUUUCUCGACCCACUUUUGGGGUCCCGCUGCCAACUGGGGAAUUCCCAUCGCCGCUAUUGCCGAUUGUCAGAAAUCGCCCGAGAUCAUUUCCCCCAACAUGACUGCGUCCCUCAUCCUCUACUCUGUGCUCUUCUCCCGCUUCGCCUGGAUGGUUCAGCCUAGAAACAUGCUCCUUCUCGCCUGCCACUUGACAAACACUGCUGCUCAGUGCACGCAAAUGUUCCGCUACUACAACUACGAGUACAACGGUGGUAAGCAACAGCUGGCCAAGAAAAGUGCCUUAAAGUGA
Messenger RNA from Oikopleura dioica, 402 nucleotides. The record is from the annotation of a GenBank genome assembly. NCBI's taxonomy places the organism in Eukaryota, Metazoa, Chordata, Appendicularia, Copelata, Oikopleuridae.